CGUAGUCGGUUUACUUGUGCAAAUUGACAGAAGCCGUGAUGGCGACGUUCUUACCUUUUCGCGAUUCAACAACUCAUGGCAUUUAAAGGACAUCACAGUGAAACGAUUAACGUUUCGGCACUGCUGUUCAAAUCAAUCCGUAACGAUGAAUUUCGUAUAAUUUCGAGGGUUCAGAUGUUUGUUAUUAACACCUCCAUUAUGAACAAUUAACAGGUACAGACGCGAACACACCAAUUGCAACAGGCAACACUUUGAGAAACAGGUCGAAAGUGAUUUCAAGGCUGACGUUCCGCGCUUUCUUUUGUCCCAAGAAACGUAUUUCGAAGUUUGUAUUUCUUCCUCGUUGUUAGGAAAAAACCGCGAACCACCGGAAGCAGCCUUACGACCGUUACUUCGUAGAACGUCGCUAGAAGUUAAUUCUCUAUGACAUAAAAAGUGCUGAUAACUUAUGAUCCGUUUUUCCAUUUGUAUAACAGAAAAUUACGAAACAUCAUUAUUAUGAAUCAUCAGCUUCAUGGAAGGAAAUCGAUAUAAGACAUCGUUGUAAUAUGAUACUAUAGUGCUGGUACAUAUAUCACUGUAGUUUUACUAGCCUGAAGUGAGUCUAUAAAAUAUUUACAACAGCGUACACUAACAAUGUAUUGCGCUUAAAGAGAGUGGCAUGGCACGAGUGUAUAGUUAAAAUUCGCGUUAUGGUGCUUUUUACGUUUCUGGAUAGAUUCAGCAGAAUCAUUCUCGACGUACGAUGAUUCAUUGUGUACAUUAUUAGUUCCAGUGGUGCGUGUGUUUUUAAAGUAGCCACAGAAAAGACGAACACGAACGAGAUUUUAGGAAAGUCGAUUAUGGCAUCGCUCGAUUAUCGAAAGUUCACUGUUUAAAAUAUCGAUAUACUGAUUGACUAGGAAGUGCUGAUAAUACACCGCUGGCGGACCGCUAGAUUAUUGAGGUUGAUUUUUCAUUUGGUCGUAUGUGACGUCGUCCCGUGUCGCCGUGCUUAAUGGUAGUCUCAAAAUCCUCUUGUUGGGAUGGAUGUCAGUAAAAUCUGAGAACGACUGGUACGGGACACGUGCCAUAAUGUCACCGAAAGAUUUGAGCGAGGAGAACCUUAGAAUUCAGUUUUCUCUCAUUCACGACAGCCAGUGACCCGCCCGACAAAAUUUCGUUUAACCGCAGCGUAUCGUCGAAUAAUGGAAAACCACACAGAGGACAACACCAUAAACAUGAACGGAAGCGAGGAGUUGCAAGAGAAAGUAAAUAGAUUGGAGACUGAGAAUGUCAAGAUGCAAGAGGAAUUCAAUGUUCAGAGAGCGAAGAUGAAGGAACUGUUUCUUCAGAAAGAAGAAGAAUUAAAGAGAAGAUUAAACGAUAACAUGGGCCUACAAGAAGAAAAUGAAAGGCUACAAAAAGAACUGCAUGAAGUGAAGAACGAACUGGUUGUGACAAAUAUAAAAAUUGUGGAUGAUAUACUCGUGGAGAAAAAGAAGGCUGAAGAAGAAAUAGCAUCUUUACAACGAGUUAUACAUGAAACCGUAGAGGAAUCUUCAAGCUCGCGAAAACAAUUGGACACAGAAGUAUCUAAAUUAAAGAUGACUCUUUCCAAGUUGCGAGAAGAAAAUAGAUUGUUAAAAUCACAGCUACCUCGGGAACCACCUGUAGACGGCCCACAGAUAUCGUUGUCCACAGUAACGAAAACGAUAGCUCGAAAAGUAGUUUCACAACUAGGCGCGGAUGCUCUGUCUUUAGGUCCUGACCAUCUUGGAGAAAGCAUGAGGAAGGUAAACAAAUAUGCACAGGAAGAUGCAGAACUUCUGCGUUCACUGGUAGUGCCACUCGAAGAAGAGAUUAAAGCCUUGAAAGAAAAAUUGAGAGCCACAGACGAUGAGUUACAGAAGUGCAAAGAGGCACAGUUGCUAAAGAAACAACAGGAUCCAGGUUCCUUUGAACCUGCGUGCGACAUGUGCGCGAAUUAUGAGGCGCAGUUAGUUAAAAUGCAAGCCACCGCUAAAGAUCUAGAGAAGCAACUGUUGGAUUCUGAGCGCAUGUUGCAAAUGCAGAAAGAGGAUUUGGCCAAGGAAGUGGACUUUCGUAAGGAAAUGGAAGAGAAAUGGAAUGAGAAAAAAGAGGAGCACAAAAUCAAAGUAGCCGAGCUUACGAACACCUCGCAAACAGUGCAACAGACUUUAACUGAGCUGAAGAAAACGUUUGAACAAGUUCAGAGAAAUGCUAAAGAUGAACUGGUUAAAUUGACGCGGGGUCGGGAAGAAGUGCAGAGGCAUCUUAUCGCACUGCAAAAAGAAAAUGAAAAUCUUGUUGGUAAGCAUAGUAAACAUUCCCAGCAACUGCAGAGUGAGAGCAUCAACAUGCCGAAUAAUGUUGAAGAACUGCACAUUAGUCUUUUAAAAAUGCGCGAAGAUCUCAUCACCGCCAAAGUUGCGCAAGAAGUUGCACAAGAGAAAGAAGAAACGUUACGGUACGAAGUGACUUUGCUUCACGAACAAAUGGAACAGGAGAAUAGAGUGAAAGAACAGGAAGUAUUGGUAUUAAAAAAUGAAAUUACCGGAUUGAGAAGCCAACUAGAUAAAUACAUUAGGGAUCACCGAUCGCUCGCCGAAAGGGAAGAGAAACUCGAACGUUUAGAGAAACGAUUGGAUUCAGUUUUGAAAGAAAAUAAGGAAGCCGAAUUGAAAGUUGUUGAAUUACGGCAGAGAGUUACCAGUCUUCAACAAGAACUAGACACUAGUGAAGCAGUUCAAAAAGACUUUGUUAGACUGUCACAAUCAUUGCAGGUACAAUUAGAAAGAAUUAGACAAGCUGGUAGUGAAGUAAGAUGGCAACACGAAGAGGACGUGGAAGAAUGCCCUAGUUGUCAUACUGCUUUCACGGUUACAAAAAAGAAGGUGCAUUGCCGUCAUUGUGGCCAUAUAUUUUGUCAGUCUUGCCUUUCACAUAUUGUGAAGAGUGGACCAAAACAAAGACCAUCCAGAGUCUGUGAUGUUUGCCAUACGUUGUUGGUGCAGGACACUGCGCCAUACUUUAGCCAAGAACCUCCACACACACCUGAUUAAAUGUUCUAACGCGAAACCAGUCCAGCAUGAUGUGCAAUAUGAAUUCGUUUCAGGAAAAUAUAGAAAUGCUCUUAGUACGAAAGGAUGCUAGAUAAAAUUCCUAUUACCUGACAACUGGAGUGAUAAGAUAAAUAUCGUGUAAAUACGAAUUAUGUACUACUUAAUGUUUAUUGUAAUUUAAAAGAUUAAAGCUUUUGAAUGUAUGUGUUAUCCAAAAAUUACUGAAUAUUUAUCUGCUGUCUUGUUAUGUCAGUUAUUAUUGAAAGUGAGUCUCGCGUAGAACGAGUACUUACAUGGAACAUUAUAUUUGUUGACAUAACUCGUUGUUCGUUUAGUUUUUCAAUUAUUUUCUAUUAUUUUUCUGGGCAAAAGUAUUUUUUUUCAUUCAAGGUGUUAUAUGUAUAUAAAAAAAAAA
Molecule: messenger RNA, 3480 nt
Organism: Nomia melanderi (Alkali bee)
Lineage: Eukaryota; Metazoa; Arthropoda; Insecta; Hymenoptera; Halictidae
Gene: Rbpn-5
Product: Rab GTPase-binding effector protein rabaptin-5
Biological process (GO): endocytosis
Cellular component (GO): intracellular membrane-bounded organelle
Molecular function (GO): growth factor activity; GTPase activator activity; metal ion binding
Source: RefSeq, a predicted model, not a curated record